AGCAUUCUUUUACAGUGAUAGCGGACUCUGACAGGAAGCUGUACAGCUCACUUCCCUCAAACUUAAAUGUGUGAAAAAAGAAAAGUUUCCGAGACAUACUAGGAAAAGCAGACUGCCUUCCACCCAGAUCGUGCAGUGCAUCUUGUGCACGGUGUUGCCUCGGGCUGGCAAAUUUUGGUAAUGGCAAAUUUGCUACAGCUGUGACUGUCCCCAUCAUUAGAUGAUGGUGCCCCAGCUGGGAGCUCACUGCUGCUUGCUGAGUGACAGCUCUCCCCUCCCGCGCUGGCAGAGCUGCUGUUGUAGCAUCCAUGCUGCUUCCUAGACUGAUCAACAACAUUCCUUGCAUUGCCGCCCAAUAAGGAGCUGCUCAUGGAACUAAUGAUCGCACAGCCUCAUUACAAAAACUUAAUUGGAUCUCAUGAUGCACCACGGAGGACCUCAUUUAACACGUUAUGCUAGGCUAACAGUCCAGCUCGGCUGCAGAUUGUGGUAAAAUUCAGUCCUUGGUCUGGCAAGUUUUUUUUUCCGCUCUGGGACGGGGACAAGAGGGCGUCUCCUGCAAUGCUCGUCUUGGGAAAGAUUGCAAAAUAGUUUCACAGAAAUCUGGAAACAUGAACAGAAAGUCUAGCUGCUUGCCACUUCUUCUUACUGUUGUUCCGUUAUUUAGUAGCACUGAUUCUCAAAAUCGCAACAAUAGAUGCAAAAGGUUUAAGGACAAAGUAACUAUUUAAAUGUUCCGGAUUUUUGAGAGACUGGGAUCUUUCUCCAAUAGCUAGUUAAAAGCAAAUAAAGCCCCCCUCCCCAGAUGACAGCAGCCUCUUUCUGUUAUUAAAAUAUAUAAGGGACAUCUGGCGGGCCGUGUUACCAAGGACUGCUUGUUUUACCACUGAGUGCUCAGAUGCACCAGUUGCUGCCUCAGUGACGAAGGAGGAGGAAGAUCGCACGCAGAAUGGCACCACAUUCACCUUCCAGCUUGGAAAAAGGAGCCCACCACCUCUUCUGCUGCUGAACUUACCUAACUAGUUGUCCGGGAGCACGGGGAAAGGAAACCACCUACAUUGUCCCCUGGACAACUUGGAUUAUAGCAUCUGAAAGGCUGCUGGAAAACAAUUCUUACUUUACAGCAGUUUGAUAUCAACUUUUCCCACCGAAACAGGCUGCUAACAGCAGAAAUCGUUGCGUUUUCUUUCUGGCCAAAGAUCAGAUCAUUUCCUACCCACCAGUGCCUUACUUUGUGCCCAAAUCCAUGUUGGACUGAGGGAUAUUAUGGCCUCGGCUGUGUUUGAGGGUACGUCUCUGGUAAACAUGUAUGUGAAGGAUUGCUGGGUGAAUGGGAUCCGCAGGAUUAUUAUCAACAAACGAGGCGCUGAAGAGGAGUUCUAUGAGCUUCGGAUUGAGUGGUCAGAUAGGCACAUUUUGUACUUACACCGCAGUUACUCAGAUCUCUGCAGACUUUUCAAGAAACUCUUAGAGUCUUUUCCAAAAGACCGUGACGAGCUCUCACAGUCCCUGCUUCUGGAAGGUCUAAUUGCAGUAAAGAAAGCUAAUGAUAUUGAAGUCAGGUUGAAUGAAGUGGAGAAGCUGCUCAAGUCCUUCAUUAACUUGCCUUGCAAAUAUUCUAGGUCUGAAGUUGUGUUGACAUUCUUUGAAAGAUCCCCACUAGACCAAGUGUUGAAGAAUGACAAUGAUGAAAAAAUCCAACCAAGUUUUCAAAAUUCUGUAAAAAUUUCAGAAAUCAUGCGCUCAAAUGGUUUUUGUUUAGCUAAUACAGAGACCAUCGUAUAUGACCACAGCAUUCCUAAUGGCAAGGAAGAACACCUUGAACCAGAAUUGCCAGAGCACCUGUUUGAAAAUGAGACAGACUUCACAUCAGAACUGCUUGACAGUGAAGACCCUACGGCCUAUGUUACCAAUUUGUCUUACUAUCAUUUGGUUCCUUUUGAAACAGAUAUUUUAGAAUGAAUGUGACUUCUGCUUUACCAGCUGGCUUUUGCUAUCAGCUUUACCUACCAUAUUCUUUUCCCUAUUAUAAGAUAAGUGGUACCACUGGGGGAAGGAUACUCAUAUAUAUACAUAAAAGACUGCCUAAGUGCCUAAGUAUUUGUUGCUGCAUAGAUAAAAGGAAUCAGAAAAGUAUGAAGGAACUUAAAUAGCCGAAAGAUUACACUGGCUGAUUUCAGCAGUUAAAACUAUUGCAGCUACUACGACUGAAGAUUUUGUUCUCGUACUGAGAAUGAAACUGUGCUAAAGUAACUUUCUUUUUUCAUUCCAAUCUGUUUACAAGUGGUAUUGAUGACAUAUCGUCUCAUCUAUGAAAUUCAAAAACAUGCAGUCACUGAAGAAAUUCUGUAAAGUUCUCUCUCACUCUAGUGAAAAUGUUAGCUAGUUGACUGUGGCUUUUUGUUUCAGUGGUGCCACCUGCUGGGAUGAAUAAGUUAUUGCUUCAGAAAUACAUGUGUAGGAUUAACUGUGUGAGGUUCAUAGAAAAGCUGCUUGAAGCUGGGACUAUAAAAUUAAGGUUGCAAUGCAUGCUUGCUUUUCAUGCACUAAGUUAUUCUCGUGAGAAUAAUAAAUGCCUAACGGACUAGUAACUUGAUUUCUAGGGAACAUACUGCAAAGCUGAAUUUUCAUACUCCUGAUGUAGUUUUGCACAAAGGGAAAUUUAAGGCUACAUUAAGGUAGUGUGUGAGUGCUGAAUCUGCUAAAUUAACUGCAGCAAUAUUCCAAAUGAAGACAAGAGAUGAGGAAUAUGACUCAGUGUUCUGAGUUUAUGGACAGCUGCAGUCUGGGAGCUAAACCUCAGAUCCAACAUACAUUCCCUCGUGAUCUGUGAACAUAAAUAGUCUAUGUUUAUGUACAUACUAAGUUAUUUGAGACUUUGAAACAUUUUAUACAAUGCAUUUUCAAUGUGUUAUAAUGGAAGAAAGUGCUAAUCACAUUUUAAGUAUUUAAUUCAUUUAAUUUUUGCAGAUUAACAAAUGGAUAAUAAGGCUGCUAGAUUUUUAAAUGCAAAAUAAAAAUGAAAUAAGAAAGUGCA
Molecule: messenger RNA, 3037 nt
Organism: Protopterus annectens (West African lungfish)
Lineage: Eukaryota; Metazoa; Chordata; Ceratodontiformes; Protopteridae
Gene: PXDC1
Product: PX domain containing 1
Exons: 5
Coding region: 1267-1962 (231 amino acids)
Molecular function (GO): phosphatidylinositol binding
Source: RefSeq, a predicted model, not a curated record